CUAUUCGUUGUUAAUAAUAAAAAGUAUUGCUGUAUUUCCUGUUACAACCUCCGUUUCUGUCGAUGAAGAUAUAGACAGAGAGACAAUACGCUAUAUCCUUUAAGCACAUUUGGCAAGAAAACCAGAAGGCUGUCUCUCACUUUUCAUUUUUUUUUUCACGCUUCAAAUCUCCAAAAAUUUCAUUCUAAUUUAACUGACACACUCGUCUUUCUCUCUCCCUCUCUCUCUCUCUCUCUUUCUCUCUCUUCUAUACCUAACCAAUCCCUCGAUCCCAAACACGAAUCCCCCAAUUUUUUUCCGUACACUUAUUCCUUUUUUUUCACCAUUUUCUGAUAUCUUGAUUGAAUUUGAAAAUUUUGAUUUUGAUUCGGCGGUUGUGAUCUGUGGGGGGAUUUGAAUUGAAAAAGCGUCGGAGAAGAAUCGUAAUGAGAUAAGAAGGAAAUGGCGGGGCAAAAUCCAAUGGAUCAGUUUGAAGCGUACUUUAGGAGAGCCGAUUUGGAUGGCGAUGGCAGGAUCAGCGGAGCUGAGGCUGUUUCUUUCUUUCAAGGAUCCAAUUUGACCAAACAAGUCCUUGCUCAGAUUUGGAUGCAUGCUGAUCAGAGCAAAACUGGUUUCCUUGGUCGUGCAGAAUUUUAUAAUGCUCUCAGACUUGUAACUGUGGCACAAAGUAAGCGAGAAUUAACCCCAGAUAUUGUCAAGGCAGCCCUAUAUGGUCCAGCUGCUGCAAAAAUUCCUCCACCUAAAAUCAAUAUUCCAGCCACACCUACACCCCAAAUGAAUUCAAUGGUUGCUGCGCCUGCUCCACAGAUGGGUCCAGUUGCACCAACAUCCUCUCAAAAUCUUGGCUUUAGAGCACAAGGAGUUCCAAACCCAAGUAUGAACCAGCAUUACUUUCCUCAGCAAAAUCAGGCCGUUAGACCACCUCAAGUCAUGCCUCCUGGUACCGCUUCCCUUCCACCACAGAGUAUUGCUGGUCUGGAACCAAAUAGGGGAGGUAAUAUGUUAGGUACCAAUGUUCCCAACUCAAACAUCUCGAACGAUUGGCUUGGUGGAAGAACAAGUGCAGUUCCUAAUGGGCCUAGAGGGGUUAGCCCGUCAAUGCCCUUGCCUACUUCACAGCUGCAAGCUCCUGUCUCUAUGGCUUCCCCAGUCUCCAUGGGUUCCCAGCCUACAGCUAAUGCCUCUAAAGCAUUAGCUGUUACAGGAAAUGGGUUUGCUUCUGACCCCAUUUCUGGAGUUGAUAUGUUUUCUGCAAUCUCAUCUGGAACAAAAAAAGAACCUUCUGGGCCAAGUUACUCUUCUAGUGGUGCUCCUGCCUCUUCAGCCAUCUCUCCUGUUUCUAGUGGGCCUCAACCUUUGGCUAAACAGAGCUCACUUGAUUCAUUGCAAAGUGCAUUCUCAAUGCAACCUGCUGGCGGUCAGAUUCCGCGGACCCAGUCAUCAUUCAGCCCAAGUCAACAGGUUUCAGCUCAAGGUUCUUCACCACUUGCAUCUUCUGGGAUUUCAGUUGGACCUGGAAAUUCUACUCCUGAUAAUUCACAGCUUUCUUGGCCAAAGAUGAAACCAUCUGAUGUUCAGAAGUAUACGAAAGUGUUUAUGGAAGUAGACACUGACAGAGAUGGGAAAAUCACUGGUGAGCAGGCACGGAAUCUCUUCUUGAGUUGGAGAUUACCAAGAGAGGUUUUAAAGCAGGUGUGGGACUUAUCUGACCAGGAUAAUGAUAGUAUGCUUUCUUUGAGGGAAUUUUGCUGUGCUCUCUAUAUGAUGGAAAGAUAUAGGGAAGGUCGCCCACUUCCAGCUGCGUUACCAAGUAAUAUCAUGUAUGAUGAGACGCUGCUCUCUUUGACUGGUCAACCCAAAGUGACUUAUGCAAAUGCAGCUUGGGGCCCCGGUCCUGGCUUUGGACAGCAGCAAGCGAUGCCAGGUGCUGGACCAGUGGCGCCUGGAACUAAUUUGAGGCCACCAAUGCAGGUAAGUGGCCCCCGUGCAAUCCAACCGAAUCAGCAAAAGCCAGGAGCGCCUGCAUUGGAGGAUUCCUUUCUCAACCAACAUGGUACUGGAGGACAGAAUGCAGCAAAUUCAAAGCCUCGAGAGGCAACAACUGCUGGGGAAAAGGUUCAAGAAACUGAAAUACUGGAUUCUAAAGAGAAGCUUGAGUUCUACCGCACAAAAAUGCAGGAACUUGUUCUCUAUAAAAGAAGAUGUGAUAAUAAACUCAACGAGAUCACAGAAAGGGCAUCUGCUGAUAAGCGUGAGGCAGAGUCAUUGAUUAAGAAAUAUGAGGAGAAGCACAAGCAAGUGGCAGAAAUUGCAUCUAAAUUAACUAUUGAAGAGGCUAGAUUUCGUGAUAUUCAGGAGAGGAAAAAGGAGUUGCAUCAAGCAAUUGUUAACAUGGAACAUGGAGGCAGUUCAGAUGGUAUUCUUCAGGUUCGAGCUGAUCGUCUUCAAUCAGAUCUUGAGGAGCUACUGAAGGCUUUAACUGAACGUUGCAAGAAACAUGGAUUAGAUGUUAAGUCAACUGCAUUAAUUGAGCUUCCAAUUGGUUGGGAACCUGGAAUUCAAGAGGAAGCGGCUGUUUGGGAUGAAGAGUGGGAUAAGUUUGAAGAUGAAGGUUUUGCUAAUGAUCUCACUCUUGAUGCAAAAAAUGUUUCUGGCCCUUCAAAACCACAAUCUGCAUCUGUUCACAAAGAAAAAGUUUCUGGAAAUGGUAGUUCAACCCCCAAUUUCUAUGCUAAUGGAAAGGCAGGGAAUCUUCCAGGUAUUAGUGAACAUGGCUUUGAGAGUGAAUCUGCAUAUUCCCACAGUGAAGAUGAAUGGGCAAGAAGCCCUCAUGACAGUCCUGCUGGAAGGACUGCUUUGGAGAGUCCAUCUCAAGAAUUUUCAGAUACUCCGUUUGGAAAAGGUUCUGAAGCAGAUGCAGAAAUGCAUAGAAGUUUUGAUGAAUCAACUUGGGGUGCCUUCGACAAUAAUGAUGAUGUGGACUCAGUGUGGGGAUUUAACCCUAACCAUACCAAGGACUCAGAUACUGAGAAGCACAAAGAUGUCUUUGGAUCUAGUGACUUUGGUGUAAGCCCAGUAAGAACAGGAUUUUCACAUACAGAAAGUACCUUUCAGACGAAGAGCCCUUUUAGUUUUGAAGAUUCUGUACCUGGCACUCCAAUGUCCAAGUUUAGCAAUUCCCCAAGGUACAGUGACGUAGGGGAUCACUUCUUUGACAACUCCUCAAGGUUUGAUUCCUUCAGCAUGCACGAUGGAGGUUUUUCCCCACGGGAUAAGCUUACAAGGUUCGAUUCCAUGAACAGCACCAAAGAUUUUGGCAGGUUCGAUUCCAUGAACACCUCUAAAGACUAUGGCAGGUUCGAUUACACGAACACCUCUAAAGACUUUAGCAGGUUCGAUUCCAUGAACUCCUCUAAGGACUUUGGCAGGUUUGAUUCCACGAACACCUCCAAAGACUUUAGCAGGUUUGAUUCCAUGAAUACCUCCAAAGACUUUGGCUACGGUGGUAAGCAUACAAGGUUUGAUUCCAUGAGCAGCACACAAGACUUUGGCUACGGUGGUGAGAAGCAUACAAGGUUUGAUUCCAUGAGCAGCACGAAAGACUUCGGCCACAGUAGUGCAUUUUCUUUUGAUGAAGCAGACCCCUUCGGCUCCUCUGGCCCAUUUAAGGUCUCAUCAGAAAGUCAAACUCAAAAGAGGGGUUCAGAUAAUUGGAGUGCUUUCUAGCUUGGCAGUUUACCUUGUGUUUCUACUCUACACUUCCUUUUCCCCCAUUUUCUUCCGGGGUCGUUAAUGUUAGCCAUUUUUUUAUUGUGCUGUAUAGCUUGUAACAAAAUCUCGACGAUUGUAUUGUUGUAUGGUAUGGCCUUGAAUUAUUUUGAGGAUAAUCUGCUUUUGUCUUUUGGGAACAUGCGGUUGAAAUAGUAACACAAGUAAAAGGGGUUAAAAAAAAGCUUGAUCUUUAAAUAAAAAACCCCGAAUUUUUUGUAUUAUUCUGACCAGCACUAUUAUGCUGUGCCAGUCAACUUUGCUUGUUUGUGGCAGUUAUUUAAGUUGUUUCAGUCCAACUAUUUCUAUGUA
This is a messenger RNA of Quercus lobata, 4080 nucleotides long. RefSeq names its product Calcium-binding EF hand family protein. NCBI's taxonomy places the organism in Eukaryota, Viridiplantae, Streptophyta, Magnoliopsida, Fagales, Fagaceae. Gene Ontology annotation, molecular function: calcium ion binding; protein binding. The transcript is spliced from 13 exons. Bases 442 to 3726 code for a protein of 1094 amino acids. Gene Ontology annotation, biological process: endocytosis; endosomal transport. Gene Ontology annotation, cellular component: plasma membrane; nucleus; cytoplasm. The record is from RefSeq and is a predicted model, not a curated record.